AUCGCCCUUUAAAAAUAAGUUGUGACGUCACAGGAAGGGAGGAUCGUGGCUCUGGGCGAAAGACGAGUAGGAGACGUAAGUGGAUCUGGGUUUAGAAAGGAGCCACGAUUGCCAACAAAUUUCCUACCUUAUCGUUCGGACAGCUUUAACAGCACUAUUGAGACCGAUUUAUGUAAGAAUGGCAAUCAAAGUAUAUAUCUCCGGCGUUUGUGGUAGUCAAGAAGUUAGAAAACGACAGCAACGUGUCCUAUUUGUUCUUACUUCAAUGAAAAUAGAUUAUGAAGUUGUAGAUGUAACGGAACCUGGAAGAGAUGAAGAUAAAGAAUUUAUGAAAGAAGAAUGUAAAAAACAUAAUAAAGAAAAUGUUCUCCCUCCACAAAUAUUCAAUGAUAACGAAUAUUGCGGAGAUUACAGUGAUUUUGAAGUUGCAAAUGAUGAUGACAAAUUGUUAAUCUUUCUAAAGAUGCAGGAUGAAUCUGCUGCAAAUGAAACUACUGUUAAUGGUAACAAAGAGGAAAUAAAUGAAAACGAAGAAAAUGUAUAUGAAAAAGAAACUGUUGAUGUGAGUUAUAAUGAAACAAAUGGAACAGUUGAAGAAACUAGGGAAGAGAAAAAAGAAACAGAGGCAUCAGAACCAAAGGAAGAAAAAGAAACUGCAGAAAAUGAAGAAAAAGAAGCUGAAGAAAAUGAAGAGGAGGAGGAUGAAGAAGAUUAAUGAUACAAAAUAAAAAAAAUUCACACAACAAAAAAUGGAAUCAAAAAAUAUACCCAAAGUACCAAAAAAAUGCAUGAUCAAACUUUAAAACUUUUACAAUUUUCUAUGGAUUAAUGUUUAGAAUGUUAAUUCUAUAAUUAAGUGUAAGUGUUCAUUACCAAUAAGUGUACUAAUGCAAAUAACUUUUAUUUUUACAGCAUGGAAAGAUGAAUUUCUGAAUAAUCCCUGGCAAGCAAAACAUCUUCCCGCUUUGUUGCAUGUCUGCUUAUUCCUGCCGAAUCCACUGAACAUAAGAACAAAGCAUGACCCAAUUCUGCAACCUGUUUUUUAAUUUUUUUUUAUGAUUUAAAAACUUUUGCACAUUACUUUAACAUUUGCAUCACUAAUGUUUAGAAUUGUAGUCAUUGUUUUGUGUUAAUUGGCAGCUGUUAACAUGUUCCUUCCAUUUGGAUAACUGUGAUAACAAUAACUAUUGGUAUGAUACCCUAGAUAGACAAAUAUAAAUGAUGAUAAAGAAAAUGCCUUAUGCAUGUUUGAUGAAGCAAAAAAUAUGUUUAAUGCAUGAAAUGUUUACCAAUUUUGUUGUUAAGUCUAUAGUAUUAUCAAUUGAUGCAUUGAAAUAACCUCAAUUUUUACCUUAAUCCAAAAACAAAAUGCUUAAGAAGCUUUUAAAUAUGAAAUAUGCACAAUUAAAAUUGUCUACACACAGUAAAAUUUUUAAACGAAAUAUAAAUUAUGAAGUUUUUAAUGUUUAAAGGUACACUGAGAUUUUAAAAAAAAAUUGAGAUUGUUUUCUUUUGUACUUAAAUUCCGAAAUUCACUAUACAACAUGGUAGAAAAUUUAUUUUUUUAUGUUAUUUUUCUGGAUGUUACACCUACUUCAAGGAAAAAAAAAGAUAUAUUUAAUUUAUGAAAUAACCUUUAGAUUUUUUAGUAUAUAUUUUUAGUAGUAAUAUCUCAAAAAAAAUUUUGAACUUUUUAAAUGCAGCUAAUACUUCUUUUGGAACAGUCUCUGCAGCAGUUUCUGCACACUGUAACAGCAUAAGUAGUAACUGUACCAAAAGAAUAACCAUUUAGCUUCUAAAAAUAUUUUAUAUUGCUUAAAUAAAGAUAUUUGGAAUAUAAAUAUAUAAAAAAUGUUUCUAAAUAAAUUAAUAGGUCACUUUUUUGUUAUUUAAAGCAAUAUAAUGUUUGCUCAAAAUAUGAAGCUUUGAAAGUUUUAAAAAGUCAUAUUCUAUUUUAUUUUAUUAAUUUUUUUUCCAUGAUUUGACAAGUCCUUUUUGUGUUAAUUAUCCACAGUAUGAUGAUUCUGUAUUUAUUGACAAAAUUACAGGUUUGGAACCAGUGCCAAUACACAUUGAUACUUUUUCUUGUAAAAUCUUAAAAGAUCAUAGAAAACAGUUCAUCAGUUUUAAUGUAAUGAGUAUGUUGAAUAAUAUACUCUCUAAAUUGUCUUCAUUUGCUGUGGAUAUGAAAUGUAAAAUAUAUAAAUGUUGAUUUGAUCUUUUGUGAUAUCAAUAAAUCAUGGUAUUUAUCUAAAUUUA
This is a messenger RNA of Centruroides sculpturatus (bark scorpion), 2259 nucleotides long. Its product is annotated as SH3 domain-binding glutamic acid-rich protein homolog. The record is from RefSeq and is a predicted model, not a curated record. The coding region runs from base 179 to 715 and encodes 178 amino acids. Gene Ontology annotation, cellular component: cytoplasm. Lineage: Eukaryota; Metazoa; Arthropoda; Arachnida; Scorpiones; Buthidae. The transcript has 4 exons.